Molecule: messenger RNA, 1582 nt
Organism: Rhincodon typus (whale shark)
Lineage: Eukaryota; Metazoa; Chordata; Chondrichthyes; Orectolobiformes; Rhincodontidae
Gene: slc39a11
Product: solute carrier family 39, member 11
Exons: 4
Coding region: 73-387 (104 amino acids)
Source: RefSeq, a predicted model, not a curated record
AGCAGGAUGAGGAAGUAAGAGAGAAGCGCUGGCAGUACAGGGGGAGCGUUAGUGACACACAGAGAGAGGACUAUGAUCGAGGGCUGGAGCCCGGUUCUGCAGAGCCUCCUGGGCACAUUCUUCACCUGGGGGCUCACCGCCGCCGGGGCUGCUCUGGUUUUCAUCUUCUCGCACGGCCAGAAACAAAUACUGGAUGGAAGUCUUGGUUUUGCUGCUGGGGUUAUGCUAGCUGCUUCUUACUGGUCCCUGCUGGCACCAGCGAUUGAGAUGGCAGAGUCCUCUGGGACCUAUGGAACGUUUUCCUUCCUUCCAGUGGGAGCGGGCUUCACACUUGGAGCGGCAUUUGUUUACUUGGCUGACCUAUUGCUGCCCUCGCUGGAACUAUGAACCUGGGCAUGGAAAGACAGAAAAUAAAAAGCAGAACGAUAAGAUGGAAAACAUAUGCUGCAAUUUGAGCUUGAAGAAUGAAGGCAGUGGAUGAGGUGCCAAUCCAAUUGACUGCUUUGUUUUGGCUGGCAUUUAGUUUCUUGAGUGUUGUUGGAGGUGCACUAAUUCAGACAAAUGGGGAAUGUUUCAUCACAUUCCUGAAUUUCUGCCAUUGAAUGUCAAGGAAAGAUGCUUAGAUUCUGCCUUGUUGUGGUUGCAUGAGUUGUUUGCUGAUCAGCUAAAUAUAUUUGAAGUUAAUGUGAAUGGGUGAAAUAUUUAAUAGAUCUGGGACAAACUUUAAUGGAAUGUGACUUUAUCCAGAUUUCAUGCAACUCGGUUUAAUGUCAGAAAGCGCCGAAUGACGUGGAUAGUUCCUUCAAUUAUAAGUAAUUAAAAUGGCCUCUAACAGUCACCUUGGGUUGCAGCCAGAUGCGUAUGGUCACCAAAGGAUUUUCAUUGUUUAACAACUGGUGUAAAAGAGAAUGCUAAACAUUUAGUGAUGCUUAGAAAACGUAUGAAGCAACAUCAAUGCUUUCCUCUGCAACUAAGACACGUUGCAAUGUGGAAACAGUAUUCACUUGGUGUUUGUUGAGCAUAAUUUAACUGUUUGACUGAUAGAUGAACGUGCAUUUUCCUGUGGUUCCUUUCGGAAGAUAUGUAUUGCUAGCAUGUUUUAAGUGGUAAUUAUCUUAUCUAGUGGGCCAUGGAAAUUCUUUCUUGUGUCUGGUUGAGAAGAUGGAUGAUGACACCCAGGCAAUGUAAAUAAGACCAGCUAGCUGAGGGAGAGGGUUUGUCUCUUAGUUCUGUCAGCCAUUAUAAACAUAAAGAGGGAAAGGUCAGUUGCAAGACAUUUUGAAACUGGGAGUAUUGCGAAGUACAGAAUGUUUCGUACUGGCCAUAAACCAACAAGAUGUCUGAUUUGUAAUCUGUGUUUGGAAUUAUUUGAGUAACUGAAUUACCUUUGACCUCUGCUAGCUACUGGAUGUGAAAUAAAAGGCAUUAUGGAAAAGUCUGCUAUUUGGUAUUCCGCAAGUACAGUUCAUUUGUAAAGCUUCUAAAACGGUGACCAUUAAACCAGGCAGAUUGCAAAUACAUGCACCACUCUUAAUUGUAAGGGAUUCUGCAUAAUUUUACGUGUACCAGUUUGUUACUAGUG